Messenger RNA from Esox lucius (northern pike), 2072 nucleotides. It is a transcript of the gene me1, whose product is annotated as malic enzyme 1, NADP(+)-dependent, cytosolic. Gene Ontology annotation, biological process: pyruvate metabolic process; malate metabolic process. The transcript has 14 exons. Gene Ontology annotation, molecular function: NAD binding; malate dehydrogenase (decarboxylating) (NAD+) activity; malate dehydrogenase (decarboxylating) (NADP+) activity. The record is from RefSeq and is a predicted model, not a curated record. Lineage: Eukaryota; Metazoa; Chordata; Actinopteri; Esociformes; Esocidae. Bases 130 to 1896 code for a protein of 588 amino acids. Gene Ontology annotation, cellular component: mitochondrion.
CUCGUGUUCUUCAUUCUGUGUUCUGACUGGAAGAGCUGUCACUGUACGAGGGUAGUCACCGGCGCGUUCACUUGUUGAGUCCACAACAGCGUUUACGGUUACUAUAAGCUAUUUAAAGAGGGUAACAACAUGGCACACGCUUUGGUCAAACGGGAAUCCGUCGACAGUGAAAUGCAUAAAGCCGGAGACCAAAGUAAAACAUUCGUUUACACGAAGAAGAGGGGAUAUGACGUUACACGUAAUCCCCACCUGAACAAGGGCAUGGCCUUCUCCCUUGAGGAGCGUCUCCAGCUGGGCAUCCAUGGCCUUCUGCCUCCAUGCUUUCUCAGCCAGGACGUCCAGCUCCUCCGGGUGCUCAAGAACUAUGAGAUGAAGAAGGAUGACCUGGACAGAUAUGUGUUUCUGAUGGGGCUCCAGGACAGGAAUGAGAAGCUCUUCUACAGGGUGCUGACAUCAGACACAGAGAAGUUCAUGCCCAUUGUUUACACCCCCACCGUGGGCUUGGCCUGCCAGAUGUAUGGCCUGGCUUUCAGGAGACCUAGGGGGCUUUUCAUCACCAUCCAUGACCUUGGUCACAUCUCCACGAUCCUCCAGAGCUGGCCAGAGAAGGACAUACGGGCAGUGUGUGUGACUGAUGGAGAGCGGAUCCUGGGACUGGGGGACCUGGGCUGUUACGGGAUGGGCAUCCCCGUGGGCAAACUGGCACUCUACACAGCCUGCGGAGGCAUGCCACCCCAGCAGUGUUUGCCAGUCAUGCUGGAUGUGGGCACGGAUAAUGAGGAACUGCUGAAAGACCCUCUGUACAUUGGGCUGAGACACAAGAGGAUACGAGGCCAGGCCUAUGAUGACCUUUUGGAGGAGUUUAUUAAGGCAGUGUCGGACAGGUAUGGAAUGGAUUGUCUCAUUCAAUUUGAGGAUUUCGCCAAUUCCAACGCCUUUCGGCUGCUGAGCAAAUACCGCAAUCAGUAUUGCACAUUCAAUGAUGACAUCCAAGGUACCGCGGCAGUGGCAGUUGCCGGCCUACUUGCUGCACUUCGUGUCACCAAGACCAAGAUGUCGGACCAUACCAUUGUGUUCCAGGGUGCAGGGGAGGCCGCAAUGGGAAUAGCUGAUCUUGUGACCAUGGCAAUGCAAAAGGAAGGCCUGACAAAAGACGAAGCUCUGACAAAGAUCUGGAUGGUUGACUCCAAAGGCCUCAUCGUCAAGGACCGGGAUCAUCUUACCUUUGAGAAGGAGAGAUUUGCCCACAAGCAUAAGCAGAUGAGGAACCUGGCGGAUGUGGUACAUGAGCUCAAGCCUACGGCCAUCAUAGGUGUGGCAGCCAUCUCAGGAGCUUUCACGGAGCAGAUCAUUGCUGACAUGGCGUCGUUCAACGAGAGGCCAAUCAUCUUCGCCCUUAGCAACCCCACUAGCAAGGCAGAGUGCACUGCUGAGCAGUGCUACACCAUCACUGAGGGGCGGGGCAUUUUUGCCAGUGGCAGUCCGUUUGACCCCGUGACCCUGCCUGAUGGGAGGAAGUUCUUCCCUGGCCAAGGCAACAACGCCUACGUGUUCCCUGGUGUCGGACUGGGGGUCACCGCCUGUGCAAUUCGAAACAUUAUAGACGAGAUCUUCCUCACCACUGCGGAGACCAUUGCUGAGCUAGUGACAGACGCCGAUCUGUCGGAGGGAAGACUGUACCCUCCUCUCAACACCAUUAGAGAUGUGUCUCUCAAGCUGGCUGUAAAGAUAGUGGAGUAUGCCUACGAGCACAAAAUGGCGACACUGCACCCAGAGCCGGAGGAUAAGGAGGCUUUCGUGCGGUCCCUCAUUUACAGCACCGACUACGACGAGUUUGCCGUGGACUCUUAUCGUUGGCCAGAAGAUGCAAUGGCAAUCCAGUCCUGCAAAAUCUGAUGCGGUGGAGAGACUGAGGGCGAAGGAAAUAGGGCACAUGUGAAAAUGACUGAAAAUCAGGGUCCACUGAGAGGAAGGCUACAGACAUAGAUUACCAUUAAGGCCAUGAUGAUUGUGGUUUCGAUGUGAAAGUGAUAACAUAUUUAUACAUGUGAUGGCUACAAGCCAAAAAUAAA